AUGGACAUUCCUCGCUUGUCGUCUCCUCCCUCGAUUCGAGUAUACGACCCCAAUCCAGGCUUCGAACGGCGAUAUUCUCGAGCAUCCGCGCAAACCUCUCCAUCUUCAUUCUCCUCAAGAGGCUCAAUGCCAAUACCAAAUGCCCGGUCAGACCCUGCACCACCCCCGUUGCCUCCUCCUCCAUUUAUCGAAGAUCUGGCACGCGGGCACGACACUGGUUGGAAAUUUGCGAAUGAAGACCGGCAAGGCGCAUUUCGAAAUUCUACACUCGCACCUAUUAAGCAAGGGUCCAGCCUUCACGGAGGCUACAUGCAACCCAGGCUGAAUACGAAUCCCAAGUCAGACGACCAGCCUGAGCUUUUGCAGGCUGACGAGUUCGGUCGAAAGAGUAGCACAGUGUCAACAAUCCGUUGCAAUUCGCAGCCAGACAUACAGAUGGGCUGUGUGGGUGCGGCUGAGGAGGACCGCCAGAAACCUACCUCUCCUUCAUCUCUUGCCAAUCAAAGGUUGCAGGGUGAAAUGCCCUUGGCACAGCAGAGCUUUCAGCAAACCUCUAAGGCUUAUGACAAACACCUCCUAUCCAAGAUUGGAAAAAGGAACUCACCGCCUCGAUACUCUAGCCAGGCCUCAGGAGACGUCAUUACUUCGGGACUCUCGCGCCCGCCACAGGCCAAAGACGGCAGCAACUUGCAGCGCUUGUCAGUUUCCGAUGUUCCGGCGGCUUCGUUCGACCCAAUAUCCCGGUGGGUGUCCAGUCCUGCCUCGGCCGGUGUCUCUCCUGGAUCCAAACCUGGUUGGCGGGACUAUAUGGAUUAUCGUAGCCCAUCAGUCGAUAGCAGUGCGCCAUCAUCUGCGGUAGACUCAGAUUAUUACGCACGCCUCCGAGACUGCGGCCGAGGCUCCCUAGGCGGCCCACGCAUGGGAAACGAUGAUGCCUCUAGCCUACCAAGCCGCUCCAACAGGGGUAGCUAUGAUCAACAGGCUUGCCUCACAGAACCAGAAACCGAUUUCCCAAUGGAGGAGACUGGUGGUUUCCGGAAACUUAACUUGGGUGACCGGACUCCGCCACACAAUGCAUAUCGUCAACCAUUCUCUAAACAACAAGGUCUGAAGCGGCGGGCACUAUCACCUCCACCUGAAGUGGUACGGGACGACAAAGCACCCACAAAUAGUACGAAUCAACUAUCAGACAUGCACCAACGAUCAGGGACUGGCCACUCCUACCCUCGUUCGCCCAAUCUUCGCUUUCAUCCCAAUCACGGUUCUAUGUCAUCAACCUCGUCUGCAGGUCCCAGAAAUGGCUCAUACGCAUCAUCUGUAGGAUUAUCGGCUGCAGGUAGCAGUAUGACAAGCAUCUCAUCUAUUGAUAAACCGUCCCCAGGGGGUACUUCUCCAUUGUCCGAUCUGGAACCCACUCAGGAUUCUACUCAUGUGCAUCAAACUUCGCUAAAUCCUCCAUCUCUGAUCCCCCAUAUUGCUGCAUCUCGCUCUCAUCUUUCUCAGAACCCACCAGAAAGCCGAUCGGCUACUGUGGCCCGUGCAAUGUCUGCUCAAUCUGCCGCCACCGAGGGCAGGGCGGCCACUGCACCUCGCAUCGGUGGUGCGUACAUGUGCGAGUGCUGCCCGAAGAAGCCGAAGAAGUUUGAAAGUGAGGAGGAACUAAGGUACGUCAAAACACUCCGCUCCCGCACCAGCAUCAAUUUCCCCCCACCUCAAACUUCCCUGACCACCUGUCACAGGAUGCACAUGAUGGAAAAGCAAUACAAAUGUGCAUAUUGCACCAACCGAUUUAAGAACAAAAACGAAGCUGAACGACACCAAAAUUCCCUGCAUUUACGUCGUCAUUCUUGGUCCUGUGCAGCCAUAUCCGGAUAUGAAGCUGCCUUCCAUCCGUCAACCUCUCCUACCUCGCAGACAUCCAAAGGCCCAUCGGGCGAUGCCUGCGGUUACUGUGGCGAAGAAUUUUCCAAUUUCCCACGCGACUGGGAAGCUAGAUUUGAUCAUCUUACCAACGUGCACAAAUUCGGCGAGUGCAAUCAAACCAAAAAGUUCUUUCGAGCCGAUCACUUUCGUCAACAUCUCAAGCACAGUCAUGCUGGCACGAGUGGGAAAUGGACCAAUAUGCUCGAGAAUGCAUGCAUGAAAGACGAACCGCCUCCGGAUGCGGCAGCUGGCACGGUCAUGGAGGUUGGUGAGCCCAGCCAGCCCACGGUUCAAACUCCAACUGCAACGCCGACAACACCAUCGGUGACUGAAGGGUCGCAACAGGGAUCGUGA
Messenger RNA from Endocarpon pusillum Z07020, 2277 nucleotides. RefSeq lists its product as uncharacterized. NCBI's taxonomy places the organism in Eukaryota, Fungi, Ascomycota, Eurotiomycetes, Verrucariales, Verrucariaceae. The transcript has 2 exons. The coding region runs from base 1 to 2277 and encodes 758 amino acids. The record is from RefSeq and is a predicted model, not a curated record.